This is a messenger RNA of Vittaforma corneae ATCC 50505, 552 nucleotides long. RefSeq lists its product as uncharacterized. Lineage: Eukaryota; Fungi; Microsporidia; Nosematidae. The transcript has a single exon. The annotation marks the transcript as partial. The record is from RefSeq and is a predicted model, not a curated record.
AUUUCCUUGUUAUUACUUCCUUACCUUAUCAUCUCUCAUACUACCUUCUUACCUUACUAUCUCUCAUAUCACUUCCUUACUCUCUUAUUCCUCACAUUACCUCAUUACUCUCAUAUCUCUCCCCUUAUUUUCCCACUUAUCUCUCUUACCCUAUUAUUACUCACAUCAGUUUAUUACUCACCCUUACUUAGCUAUAGUCAUUAUAUAGUUACUUACCUUAUUAUUACUUAUUUACUUAUUACUUAUUACCUAUAUUACCCUCUUAUUUCUUACUUACCUUAUUAUUACCUAUAUUACCCUCAUAUCACUUCCUUACUCUCUUAUUCCUCAUAUCACUCUCUUACCUUGUCAUUACCUAUAUUCCCUUAUUACUACUCAUAUCUCUCACCUCUUAUUCCCUCUCCAUUUCUUAUUUCCCUUCCUUAUAUUCCUACCCUAUCACUACUCCACUUCCUUACCCUACUACUCAUAUUCCCUAUAUCCCGUAUUAUUCCUUAUCCCUCUUACCUUCCCUACUUAUCUAUUUUACUUCUUACCUUAUUACUUAUUUAG